Molecule: messenger RNA, 1366 nt
Organism: Asparagus officinalis (garden asparagus)
Lineage: Eukaryota; Viridiplantae; Streptophyta; Magnoliopsida; Asparagales; Asparagaceae
Exons: 3
Coding region: 63-1181 (372 amino acids)
Source: RefSeq, a predicted model, not a curated record
GAGAACUUCAAGCCCUUGAUUGGGCCUAAGCUUUAUUGUAUUCCUAAAUUGUUUCAAAAACAAUGGGCGCCAUUGCUCUGCUCUCUGGGCUCUGCAUCUCUUUGCUAUUUUUGGGGUCUCAUGGUGUUCGUGUUCCUGCUCCUGUUAACGAUAUUGACGCCCUUCUCCCCAACGGCAACUUUGAGCUAAGCCCCCACCCCACAAAACUCAACAAAACAGUAAUCAUAGGCAAACACUCCCUCCCAAACUGGACCAUCCAUGGCCUCGUCGAGUACAUUUCUGGCGGCCCACAACCCGGCGGCAUGUACUUCAAUGUCACACAUGGCAUCCAUGCCCUCCGCCUCGGCAACGAGGCCACCGUCUCCCAGAACAUAACCAACCUCAAGCCUGGCUCCCUCUACGCCCUCACCUUCAGCGCCUCAAGAACUUGUGCACAGGACGAGGUGCUGAGGGUCUCGGUGCCUCCGUCGACUGGUGAUCUCCCAUUGCAGACUCUGUAUACGAGCUUUGGAGCGGACACAUAUGCUUGGGGGUUUACUGCUGGUAAGAAGACAGUUGAAGUUAUCUUUCAUAAUGUUGGCAUGCAGGAGGAUCCGGCUUGUGGGCCAUUGUUGGAUGCUGUGGCGAUUAAGGAACUAAGACCCCCUAUGCCCACUAGAGACAACCUAAUAAAGAACGGAGGCUUCGAAGAGGGCCCCCACGUCUUCAAGAACUCCACAGCCGGUAUCCUCCUCCCUCCCAAGCAACAAGACUCAAUGUCUGCGCUGCCUGGUUGGAUCAUCGAGUCCCUUAAAGCCGUCAGAUUCGUUGACAAGGACCAUUUCUCCAUCCCGUUCGGCCAGUACGCGGUCGAGCUCGUUGCUGGCAGAGAGAGCGCCAUCGCCCAAGUUAUCCGAACAGUCCCAAACAAACCUUACCUCCUCACGUUCAUCAUAGGAGAUGCAAAGAAUGGAUGCCAUGGGGAUAUGAUGGUUGAGGCUUUUGCUAGCAAUGCAACUGCUAAAGUUCCUUUCCAGUCUAAAGGGAAGGGCGAGUUCAAAGAUGCUAGCCUGAAGUUUAAGGCAAUUGGAGAUAGGACAAGGGUUACUUUCUUUAGUUCAUACUACCAUAUGACUGGUGAUUAUGGGUCUCUUUGUGGUCCUGUGUUGGAUCAGGUUAAACUUCGUCCUCUGUCAUCUUAGUUUGUGUUUGUUGUGGUCUGAGAGUUCGUUUGGUUGGUCAUGGAGUGGAAUUGGAUGUUUAGAAAGCUGUUCUUAGUGUCUGGAGAGUGUACUACUGUCUUUCAGUGAAACUACUUCUUUCUCUGAAUUGAAUGAUGAUUGUUGAAUUCAGUCAUCUUUGCUUAAAUCUCUCCUUGUAUGAUGCA